This is a messenger RNA of Aureobasidium pullulans EXF-150, 1120 nucleotides long. RefSeq names its product putative mitochondrial cation transporter. The record is from RefSeq and is a predicted model, not a curated record. Gene Ontology annotation, biological process: monoatomic ion transport; mitochondrial transmembrane transport. Gene Ontology annotation, molecular function: monoatomic ion transmembrane transporter activity. NCBI's taxonomy places the organism in Eukaryota, Fungi, Ascomycota, Dothideomycetes, Dothideales, Saccotheciaceae. Gene Ontology annotation, cellular component: mitochondrial inner membrane. The coding region runs from base 174 to 1034 and encodes 286 amino acids. The transcript has 4 exons.
GAAUGGGUCGGCAAACAUCGGCCGGUCAAACAAAAGACGCUUUGACUUUGACCAAAACGCGGCUUGCAGCGGUCUCACAAGGAGGCAGAUCUUCUCCACAAGCCCACCAGCCACUGUCGGCCACCACAACUUUUUUUUGAGCUUGUCUCGUGCCAUCAUCGUAUACAUACAAAAUGUCGGCCUCACUUCCUGGUAACCGCGCAUUGCCGGCUUCGCAGUAUAAUCUCGACACAUACUGGGGUCGUGUCAGACAUGCUGCCGAUUUGUCUGAUCCGAGAACAUUGUUCACCUCUCCAGCUGGUCUUGAAAAUGCAAAGGAUCUGGUCACCUCCUACAAGCAGGGCAAGAUCCAGUCUAUGACUCCUGAUCUGUGGAGCGCAAAGAAGGUCAUUGAUGCCACACUUCACCCUGACACCGGCGAGAAGGUCCUCCUCCCCUUCCGCAUGUCCGCCUACAUCUUUUCAAACCUGGUCGUCACAGCAGGCAUGCUCACACCCGGUCUAAGCACAACCGGCACUCUCGGCUGGCAAAUCGCCAAUCAGUCUCUCAAUGUCGCCAUCAACUCCUCCAACGCCAACAAGUCGAUCCCCUUAUCCAUGUCCACAAUGGUGCAAUCCUACUUCCUCGCUGUCGGCGCCAGUUGUGGUGUCGCUCUCGGUCUCAACUCCAUUGUCCCCCGUCUGAAGCGCGUAAGCCCAAACACCAAGAUGUUGCUCGGUCGCCUGGUCCCCUUCGCCGCAGUCGCAUCAGCAGGUGUCCUCAACGUCUUCCUCAUGCGCGGAGAAGAAAUCCGCAAAGGCAUCGAUGUCUUCCCCACCGAAACCGAAGCCCAAAAGCUCAAGCGCGAAGAAGCAGGUCUCCCUCUCCAAUCGCUCGGAAAGUCGAAGAAAGCAGCCACCCUUGCUGUUGGCGAGACUGCUAUCUCUAGAGUCAUCAACGCUACUCCUAUCAUGGUUUUGCCUCCUCUGUUGUUGUAUCUUUGCGCUGCCGUUGGCUCUGGCUAUUUUCCCGCAGAGACAGGCUGUCAAGGCUGAUUCUUUGGAGGCUGAGUUCCACGGUCGUGCUGGAGACGAUGGAUGUGUUGAGUUCAACAGAGGUAUCUAGAGAGGCUUGGUCAGGU